AUGAUCCAUAGACAUAAUGGAACUACAGGAAACAAUGAUAUGUUCCAAGACAAGCCUCAGCCAGGUCAGAGUCUUCCUGUAGCAUCCUGGAAUAGCCUUCCAAACAUCCCAGUUCAGUCACGUAGUUAUAAGGGGUGUUUUCACCGUGAUCCACAGAAUAUCGCAAUGUCUUUAAAGCGCCCGUCAGCACCAAAUAAUAAACCAACGUUUGUACUUCCAGCAGGCCGCACUUUUAAGGACUUUGAGCCAACACGCAGAAAUUCUAUCAGCCAUUCGAAGUCCUGCGACGAUAUCUCCAGGACCCAUUGCUAA
Messenger RNA from Trichomonas vaginalis G3, 312 nucleotides. RefSeq lists its product as uncharacterized. The record is from RefSeq and is a predicted model, not a curated record. The transcript has a single exon. The coding region runs from base 1 to 312 and encodes 103 amino acids. NCBI's taxonomy places the organism in Eukaryota, Parabasalia, Trichomonadida, Trichomonadidae.